GGGAUAUUAUGAAAGGUUUCGCCUGAGUGUUGCCUGUCUGAACAACCUUUCACUGAGGACAGCUCAGCUUCCACCUUCCUGCCCAGAGUGGGGGGGCCAGCAGCCUGGAACAUGGCGGACUCCGAAGAAGGCUUCGGGCUCCCAGCCACGCCGGGCGAUUCAGACACGAAGGAGCUGGCUAGCGACGGGAAGCCAGAGAGCCAGCUGGGGGCCAGCAGCAAGCAGCCUUCCUCGCCCCAGGCCGCCUUCACCCAACAGGGCAUGGAGGGCAUCAAAGUGUUUUUGCACGAGCGAGAAUUAUGGCUCAAAUUUCAUGACGUGGGAACCGAAAUGAUUAUAACCAAAGCUGGAAGACGCAUGUUCCCCAGCUACAAAGUGAAAGUCACAGGACUCAACCCCAAAACGAAGUACAUUCUGUUGAUGGAUAUUGUCCCCUCUGAUGACCACAGAUACAAAUUUGCAGAUAAUAAAUGGUCAGUGACUGGGAAAGCUGAACCUGCCAUGCCAGGAAGACUGUACGUCCACCCAGACUCUCCAGCCACUGGGGCCCAUUGGAUGAGGCAGCUGGUUUCCUUCCAAAAACUCAAGCUGACGAACAAUCAUCUUGACCCAUUUGGCCACAUCAUCCUCAAUUCUAUGCACAAAUACCAGCCCAGACUCCAUAUCGUCAAAGCAGACGAGAACAAUGGAUUCGGCUCGAAAAACACGGCCUUCUGCACCCAUGUCUUUCCGGAGACAGCUUUUAUCGCUGUGACCUCCUACCAGAAUCAUAAGAUCACCCAGCUCAAGAUUGAAAACAAUCCCUUUGCAAAAGGAUUUAGAGGCAGUGAUGACAUGGAGCUGCACAGAAUGUCAAGGAUGCAGAGCAAGGAAUACCCAGUGGUCCCCAGGAGCACCAUCCGGCAGAAAGUGGCCUCCAGCCACAGCCCUUUCAGUGGUGAGACCCGGGCACUCUCUGCCUCUUCCAACCUUGGACCUCAGUUCCAGUGCGAAAACGGCGUGUCCAGCACUUCUCAGGACUUGCUCCCGCCUGCCAACCCGUACCCUGCAUCACAGGACCACAGCCAGAUAUACCACUGCACCAAGAGAAAAGAUGAAGAAUGUCCUACCACGGACCAUCCUUACAAAAAGCCCUACAUGGAAACGUCUCCUCCAGAAGAAGAGUCUUUCUAUCGUUCUACCUACUCCCAGCAGCAGGGACUGAAUGCCAGUGCGUACAGGACCGAGUCUGCUCAACGCCAAGCCUGCAUGUACGCCAGCUCUGCGCCACCCACGGAGCCCGUGCCCAGCCUAGAAGACAUCAGCUGCAACACCUGGUCUGCCGUGCCACCCUACAGCAACUGUACAGUGACUGCCAUGCAGCCCAUGGACAGGCUGCCUUACCAACAUUUCUCAGCCCAUUUCACCUCCGGCCCCCUCAUGCCCCGCCUUGCUACGGUCGCCAAUCAUACCUCAUCCCAAAUCGGGGAGACACACACCAUGUUCCAGCACCAAACCGCUGUCCCUCACCAGCCCAUCAUCCGGCAGUGUGGACCUCAAACAAGCAUCCAGUCGCCUGCGAGCAGCUUACAGCCGGCAGAGUUCCUUUAUUCUCACGGGGUGCCCCGAGCCCUCUCCCCUCACCAAUACCAUUCUGUGCACGGGGUGGGCAUGGUGCCAGAAUGGAGCGAGAACAGCUAACAAGGCAAUCAAAGGGAGAGAAUUUGCUGGGGAGGUUUCACUGCCAGCUAAGGGUGGGUUGUUGUUGUUUUUGCAAGACUUGCUUUAA
Rhineura floridana is the source of this 1768-nucleotide messenger RNA. It is a transcript of the gene TBX5, whose product is annotated as T-box transcription factor 5. The transcript has 9 exons. Gene Ontology annotation, cellular component: nucleus. Gene Ontology annotation, biological process: pattern specification process; cell fate specification; regulation of transcription by RNA polymerase II. Gene Ontology annotation, molecular function: DNA-binding transcription factor activity, RNA polymerase II-specific; RNA polymerase II cis-regulatory region sequence-specific DNA binding. NCBI's taxonomy places the organism in Eukaryota, Metazoa, Chordata, Lepidosauria, Squamata, Rhineuridae. Bases 112 to 1680 code for a protein of 522 amino acids. The record is from RefSeq and is a predicted model, not a curated record.